AUGCUUAAAGAGCGGGUGGCAAGAGGCCAGUCAGGGCCUUUCGUGACGAUCCAAGAACCACGUACUCAAUCUACUGCACGCUCCCCUUCGGUCCUCACCUCGGCGUUCGGCGCACGCUUCACCUGCCCUUCCAAGCGGACAUACCCAUCGCACGCUACACGCCUGCCACAUACAAAGGGCCUACCAGACGAUACGAUUGACGGACACGGGGACAUGUUGUCGCCGCUCCUCUUCCUCCUUCUGCUGCUCGGCAGCGCCGGCCUUGUGCCGACGAGCUCAGCGGCAGCGGUAACGGAAUGCAAGCCGCGUCUACGCUGCCACGACUCGUCGACCGACGGCUCGCCCACCAUCUUCUCGACGCAGGUCGACGCCCAAGCGGCGUACGUGUCCUUCUGCACCGUGGGGUGUACCAACCAACUUCCGUCCUCUUCGCCCUCGUAUCAGGGCAGACACCGAUCCAGAAUCGCCCUGGAUCGACGCUGGUGCAACUUGCUCAAGCACGAGUCCGGCAUCGUCCAGAACUCGUCGUCGAAAAAGACCGAAGGCGGCAAGGCGGUCACGACCCGGCACCACAGCGAAAAGCAGGUCAAGGAGGCCGAAUUUCACCUCUGUUGUGUCGGACCGAGCGGUGAGGGCCAGGGCGAUGCGGAGUGGACCAAGAAGGCGGCCGAUUACGCCGGGUUCAACAUGGACAAGUGCGAGCUCAUCUAG
Molecule: messenger RNA, 711 nt
Organism: Pseudozyma flocculosa PF-1
Lineage: Eukaryota; Fungi; Basidiomycota; Ustilaginomycetes; Ustilaginales; Ustilaginaceae
Exons: 3
Coding region: 1-711 (236 amino acids)
Source: RefSeq, a predicted model, not a curated record